Molecule: messenger RNA, 828 nt
Organism: Aptenodytes forsteri (emperor penguin)
Lineage: Eukaryota; Metazoa; Chordata; Aves; Sphenisciformes; Spheniscidae
Gene: BET1L
Product: Bet1 golgi vesicular membrane trafficking protein like
Exons: 4
Coding region: 1-429 (142 amino acids)
Biological process (GO): retrograde transport, endosome to Golgi; regulation of retrograde vesicle-mediated transport, Golgi to ER
Cellular component (GO): Golgi trans cisterna; SNARE complex
Molecular function (GO): SNAP receptor activity
Source: RefSeq, a predicted model, not a curated record
AUGGCGCAAACCCCACGAGGCCAUAGGUGCGAGGGGGCAGCUGUAACGGCCUUCGUGGCAAGCCGGAGACCGGUCGGGCAACAAGCUUGCUCUGCCUCGCCCGCCACGUUGGGUCAGAGUCCAAGUGCCGUGGAGGAUGUGCUGGAUGUAGAGAACAAGCGCAUGGCAGACAGCCUAGCCAACAAGGUCACCAGGCUGAAGUCGCUGGCUCUGGAUAUUGACAAAGAUGCUGACGAACAAAACCGUUACCUGGAUGGCAUGGAUUCAGAUUUUAUGAGUGUGACUGGCCUGCUAACCGGCAGUGUGAAGCGUUUCUCCACCAUGACGCGGUCCGGGAGGGAUAAUCGCAAGUUGCUCUGUUAUGUUUCAGCAGGACUGAUUGUUGUUUUCUUCAUCCUCUACUAUCUUGUGUCCAAAGCAGGGACUUGAGCUUGUUGUUCUGCAAGUUUUACAGAACAAAAAACAUGACGAUUGACAGACUUGUUCAACGCCUUUCUCAGUCUGCCCCUUGGUGGAGUCUUUGAGGUGUUCCAGACAGACCUUCCAAAUAACUUUUCUUUCCACCAGCUUCUUGUCAUUGUUCCGGCUGGUCUCAGACAUCUCUUUAUAAAAUGAGUAUUUGAUUCUAAACGGAUUUUGAUGUUGUUGAAUGCUUACGCCUUUAUCUCUUGCCUUGUUGUCCUUGUCUUGCGGCCUAUUUUUAAGGGCCACUUUUGUGUUACCUCCCUUACUGAUAUUCGGUACUAGGCUUGUGAGGAGAUGUAGCUGACAAAUCCGGAGACUUGUCGAUACUCAAAAGUUUAAUAAACCAGCCGAGCUUUGGAAGCU